Messenger RNA from Bemisia tabaci, 2729 nucleotides. RefSeq lists its product as uncharacterized. The record is from RefSeq and is a predicted model, not a curated record. Lineage: Eukaryota; Metazoa; Arthropoda; Insecta; Hemiptera; Aleyrodidae.
AUUCAUGAAUGAAUGGUUAAUUUCUCGUUAUUUUGAGUUCUUGUAAGUCAAAAAUUAAUAAUAAUCCAUUUAAUUAAUUUUUUGUCAUGCUAUGUCUCAUGCAAAAUAAUUUCCCGUUCUGCAUUUAAAAGUUCUGUAUACUCUGUGGUUUUUAUUUCUCGGUAAAUUGUGACUGAAUGUUGAAGUUAGGAGUGCUUGAAGGUGUCCGCUGUGUCCAGAAUCAAACAGGAUUUUAAAUUUUCUCGGUGCCUUCUUCACACUCUUUUGCCAUUAAAUUUAUCAACAAUAUUUCAAGAAUCCAGCUGAAAAAUGGUGGAAAAUACAGAUCAUUCGAAUUUGAUCCGCACCGCUUCCUCUGAGUUCUUGAAGAGCAAUUUUGAUCCAGAUGAGAAGGAAAUCGACCGUCUCGAGAAGUUCAAGGAAUGCGUCCGGGAGACUGUUAAAGAAGUAGCUUGCAGAGUAACAUUUGAAAGGUUUAACAGCAUUGUCUCUGACCUCAAGGUAUUUCAGCAGAAAUCCAGAUCGGCAGUAAAAAUGCAUAAUAUGUUAAAAACCAACAUUGAAUCAAAGUGUAUGAGUGACCUGGAUGACAUGAUAGAAGAAGCUGGUUUUCCAGAAAAAUUUCAACAACUCUCGCAAAUUGUGGAACAAAAUGCUCCCUAUGUUGGAGAAAAAGCAUGGAGACCAACAGGAAACACAAAAGAUGAUCUACGGACGCAAAGAGUGAUGGCAAAAUUGAAGCAAAUUGAAGAGUUGGAGAAAAAAGUUUUGGCUAAAGAGGCCACAGCUGAGAGCCUUCGUGCGGAUGUUACCACAAUUCGACAAAAAGCAAGUUACGUAAAUGCUGAAAUAACAUCAAUUUUGGGAAAAGCAGAAACCACUUGUGAUGAAAAAUUAAAGAAAAUCCACGAGCUAACUGAAAGUACGAGUGUAGUGAGGGCUGAAGACGACCAGAAUAAUAAAUGUGUGAUGAGAUAGUCAGGCCUCAGUUUUCAGUACAGAUACUGAGGAUUAAAUGUUCGUUUUACACCUUAUAUUUUUACAGUGCCAGAUCAAGAUCAGUACGGUAGAAUUGCUCAAUUUCAAGCACUCAAAGUAUGUAAAUAAUAGUUUUAUGGUGAGUUUUUUAGUUUUUCGCCUUGUAAGGACAUCCACAUCUUUUCUGGUACAGCAAUGAUUAAUUUUUCAGAAACUUCUGCUGUACACUAUUUUGAAGUCUUUUAAAAUACCUAACCAACAGAUUUUUCUCGUAGCUGCCGAUAGCUGAAUCAACAAGUUCUGUAACUUAAUCCUUUGCAAUACCCUAUCUUGUGCUUGAAAAGUUAUGAAGUCUCUCUUGAUGCAAAAGUUAGAUAAAUUGCUGUCAACUCUACAAUGGGCGCUUGUAAAUAGUAACCAAGUUUACUAGAUCAGCCAAUAUUUCAGUUAUUUUAAGCGGAAACGCUGUCAUAGUUUGAUUUGAAAAAUUCUGUGAUGAGUGAAGGACCCUUUCAAAAUUUGACAAUAAUUAAGGCUUAAUAUUUGUAUUAUAUCAAAAUAUGAGUUGUCAAGCUUCUUAUUCUAUUACUUAUUUGAAUAUAUUUGAAUUAAAUUAUAAUGAGAAGAACUUUUUCUCCAUGAUUUCCUUCCUUUUUGUAAAAUAAAAUAAUGAGAAAAAAAACUUGAGAUUAGACCUUUCUUGUACGAAGUCAAAUGAAAGGCCAGAAUUGGCAACCACAAGUUCCAGGUUUUAGAGCAGCAGUUUAGCACAAAAUAGCUAAAAUCUUGUAGAUCUAUCUUGGCAGUUCUGCCAUGCUAAAGAAGAAUGGCUUUUAAGUUCAAAAAUUGCCCAAAUCCCUUUGAUAAAUUACUAAUAUUUGGGGAAACUUAUGGAUUUUUUUCUUCCCAUUUUUUUAGUGAAUUUUAUUCGCAAUUGAAUGAAAAGUAUUGGAAAAUUUGAAGAGCAAGUGUUUAUAGCUUUCUUCGAGAGUACAUAUUUUAUCGGGAAAAAGUUUUUAACUUUUGAAUUUCUUCUUCAUUUUUCCCUAACAUGACAGAGUAGAGGAAGGAAUUGUUUCAGAAUUUAUUUUUAUCUUAAUACAACUCAAUUCGUCUAUUGAAAAGUUUCCCUCUCAUCUAACUUUUUUCUUUUUCCAAAUUACGUUGAAAAAUAGAAAAAAGAAACAAAUUGCAAAUACCAAAGUUUUUUUAACUUUCAAAAAAUACCUCAGGACAAAUGAGUAAGUUUUGGGGAGUCCUACCUGAACAUUCUAUCGAUCAAUGGCUCCAAUGCGAAACCACGUAUCUCCAUCUGCGACGUUGUAGACUUCCCAUCAUACUUAAUUUUUUUUUUUUUUUGCAAAACUAAUUAACGUAAUUUCUUGAAAGCUCCUUUGAUUUUUCUUCUAUGCUAGCAGAACAUGCUGUAUUAAUUUUAAGCUAUAAAGUUUUGUUGUUUCUCUUUGAAAAAAUAAAAUGGGAGCAAACGUGUUGAAACACCACAAUGGAGGUAUGCGGUUUUGCACUUUGACCAUUGAUAUACUCAGCAAUUUUAAAGCGAUCUGUGGUUCAUUUUUCAAAUUUUCUUUGUACUUUUUAUAUUCAAAGGGAACAUGAGCCUUGGUUUGAAUUCAAGCAAAAAACGUUGUGAACUAAUGUAAAACUGAAAUAAAUGUAAGGCAACUAAAGUAAAUGUAAUUUGAUUAAUGUAAAACUAAACAAAAUGAAGUAAUGAAUCAGAUAUUUAUUUA